Molecule: messenger RNA, 417 nt
Organism: Tauraco erythrolophus (red-crested turaco)
Lineage: Eukaryota; Metazoa; Chordata; Aves; Musophagiformes; Musophagidae
Source: RefSeq, a predicted model, not a curated record
AGACUGUGCUUGGGAACAUCUUCGUUGUCCAGCUUGGAGACCUGCUGCACUUCCAUCAACCUGCCUGGGCUGCUGGCCAGCUUCCUGACUGGGGACAGGACCACCUUUGCUCACGACUGUAUGGCUCAGCUCUACUUCUUCGGAUCUCUUGUGGUCUCCGAGUGCUACCUGCUGGCCACUGUGUCCUGAAGUCAGUACCUGGCCGUCAUGUGUCACCCCGUGUUCUACACAAACAUGGUGAACUGGAAGGUGUUUUUCCAGCUGGCAGCUAAACCUGAACAAAACCUUCUCCUUUUCUACGCCAUCCUCACACCCUUGGUCAACCUGGUGGUCUACAGCCUGAGGAACAGAGAGGUCAAGCAAACCUCGAGAAAAGCUGUCAGGAAAGCUGUGGGCUGCGCUGAGAAUGCACAGUAG